AUGCCACAGAAGGCCACAGAGUUCCACGUUUCCAUGGUGCCUUUGGGGCCCAGGACAUGCCACAGAAGGCCACAGAGUUCCACGUUUCCAUGGUGCCUUUGGGGCCCAGGACAUGCCACAGAAGGCCACAGAGUUCCACGUUUCCAUGGUGUCUUUGGAGCCUACUGGAGGCUGCUGGUGGCUACUGGAGGCUGCUCUUGGCUACUGGUGGCUACUGGAGGCUGCUGGCGGCUACUGGAGGCUGCUGGUGGCCGGUGGUGGCCGGUGGAGGCCGGUGGAGGGCGGUGGCGUCCCGCUGACGGCGCUGUCCCCGCAGACACGACGGGCUGGGGCGUGUCCCCGCGGGGCGCCGGGUACCUGUUCGGCAGCGACGUGGUGGCUCAGUUCAACGCCUCCAACGACAUCGACAUGAUCUGCAGGGCCCAUCAGCUGGUGAUGGAGGGCUACAAGUGGCACUUCAACGAGACCGUGCUCACCAUCUGGUCGGCCCCCAACUACUGCUACCGGUGUGGGAACGUGGCUGCCAUCCUGGAGCUGGACGAGCACCUGCAGAAGGAGUUCAUCAUCUUUGAGGCGGCGCCGCAGGAGACACGUGGGAUCCCCUCCAAGAAGCCCGUGGCCGACUACUUCCUGUGACCCCCUGCCCGGGGCCACCUGCGGCCACCACGGGGCUACUGGGACCAGUAGGGGAUGGGAGGUGGCUACUGGACCCUUUGUGAGGUGGCCACAGCUGGUGGCACCUGGGGAGAGUUGGUGGUGACACCAUGUUCCUCAUCCCUUCCUUGGCCACCGUGAGGUCACUCGAGGCUCCUGUGGCCACCUGAGGUCACCCAGUGGCCACUGGGACCAGUAGGGGAUGGGAGGUGGCUACUGGACCCUCUGUGAGGUGGCCACAGCUGGUGGCACCUGGGGAGGGUUGGAAGUGCCACCAUGUUCCUCAUCCCUUCCUUGGCCACCAUGAGGUCACUCGAGGCUCCUGUGGCCACCUUGGGGCUCCUGUGGCCACCUGAGGUCACCCAGUGGCUACUGGGACCAGUAGGGGAUGGGAGGUGGCCACUGGACCCUCUGUGAGGUGGCCACGGCUGGUGGCAUCUGGGUGGGGUUGGGAGUUGCCCCAUUCCUUGUCCCCUCUGUGGCCACCAGAAGCCACCAACCCCCUCCCAGUGGCCACCCCAUGACCUUUGGUGACCUCCCAUGACCUUUGGUGACCCCCCAUGACCCCUGGGGACUUUUGGGGCCCCCCUGUAACCCCAC
Messenger RNA from Colius striatus (speckled mousebird), 1254 nucleotides. Its product is annotated as serine/threonine-protein phosphatase 4 catalytic subunit B-like. The record is from RefSeq and is a predicted model, not a curated record. The coding region runs from base 1 to 636 and encodes 211 amino acids. Gene Ontology annotation, biological process: double-strand break repair via homologous recombination; peptidyl-serine dephosphorylation. Gene Ontology annotation, molecular function: protein serine/threonine phosphatase activity. The transcript is spliced from 2 exons. Gene Ontology annotation, cellular component: nucleus; cytoplasm. Lineage: Eukaryota; Metazoa; Chordata; Aves; Coliiformes; Coliidae.